Messenger RNA from Camellia sinensis, 765 nucleotides. NCBI's taxonomy places the organism in Eukaryota, Viridiplantae, Streptophyta, Magnoliopsida, Ericales, Theaceae. The record is from RefSeq and is a predicted model, not a curated record.
AUGUGUGAUGACGAUAAUGAGACUAGCGAGGAUGAGGAGCCAGCGAGUCCUCAGUCAGAGUCAUCUGAGGGUGGAGACGACGACACCGGCUCGGGUUCUGAGGGUGGUGACGAUGCGGAGGAGGGCUCCAAGGAUGGAACCGGAGGCAGCUCUGGUUCAAGCUUCGGCUCAGAUUCGGACAGUGGCGCCGAUAGCGAUAGCUCUGAGUUCACUCUACCGAGGAAGAGGACGAAGAGGGCCUCUCGAUCCGGAGAUGACUGGCGUCGAUUCAGAUAUCACUUGGCAGCCGUGGGCGGUGUUGCCCGACGCGGUGAGGGAUCGAUAUGCGGGCGCUCAGGAGAUUGCCCGAUUCAGGAUUCUACUAGAGGGCCCAGUCUGCUGUGUUUGGUACUUCGGGGAGCGCUUCUUGCGGCAGACCUUGGGCAUGCCAGUGCAGCCAGUUCUAGCGCCUCCUCCUACCCACGCGAGGCCCCAUUCAAAAUACCGGCUGCAGGGGGUGCUCCAGGAGGACCGUCUAUAUCUACCCGAGCAGCGGGGAGAGUAGGGCGAGGGGCCACAGUACGCCCCCGUACCAAAGCCGGGUGUACUCACGUUGGGAGCAGCUCACGGGCACUGAUUCCAGACGACGAUGAGUCUGAGGCAGAGGUGGAUUCAUCUGAGGGUGAGACUGGGGAUGGCUCGGGCUCGGGCUCAGAUGACGGAGCUGACGGUGAUACUCCUGGACCUUCGUCCAGGAAGAGGACGCGGACAGACUCUUGUGCCUAA